UGUCCCGAGAAGAAUGAAAAAAAAUAAAAAUAAAUGUGAAAAUAAUUAAAAUUUCCCUCCUUCCGCCGUUGCCGCCGCUCAACGGUGUCGCCGCCGUCCCCCGGCAGCCUUCAUCUUUGCCGGUCACCAUUACUAUUCUCUACAGUAUCCAUUCCAAAUUUAAGUCUCCACAUCUCUCUCUAUAAAUACACAAUUUUCGUCUCAUUGAUGAACCGCCGUGUAAUCCCCUUUCUCUUUGCUGUUCCACAAACAGAACCGGGGAACCGGAAUCUUCUCUCUCUCCGACCGCCAUGGGGUAUCCCGUAGGCUAUGCCGACGUAUUUUUCUCCAACGCCUUUCUCCAUCUCCUCAUCUUUCUCGGCUAUAUUCGAAGCCUCAUUAUUUCGCUCUUCCGAAUCCUAGGGCUUCCCGAUUUUCUCGAAUCCAGCGUCGUUUGGCCUCAAAAUCCAACCCCGACCAUCGACGAUCAUUCCGUAUUGCCGAUCCCAAUCGAGGAAUUCUUCCCCGUGGUAAAAUUCUCCGACAUUUUCGACGCCACCGGAGCCGGAUUUCCACCGGAAUGUUGCGCCGUUUGUCUCUGUGAGUUUCAGGGCGACGAGGAGGUUAGGUUUUUGAAGAAUUGCAAACACAUUUUUCAUAAGGAGUGUUUGGACGGAUGGAUGAUUCGAGACCAGAAAAGCUGUCCACUCUGUAGAACUCUGAUCGUGCCGGAGGAGUCGAUUCCGCCGCUUGUGGAUUUUGCCGGUUGUUCUGAGUUUUCCGGCGACUAUAGCCAAGUUUAAUUUUUUUUUCCUUUUGUCCCUUAAUUAGAAAUAUUGGUUCUUAAUUCUGAACCAAAAGAUUGCUGGUGGGUGAUAAAUUAGAUUUCAUUCCCCCAGAAAAUCCCAAAGAAAGGUGUGUUUUUUGUCCGCUUAUGAUAUUACAACUGGCAGAUUUUGAUUAAAAUCCCUCCACUUUAAUUUUUUAAAAAACUUAAGAAAUAUUAAAAAUGAAUACAAUAGAAUAAAGAACUAUAUAUAUAUAUAUCCUACCAAGACGAGGAGCCAUGGUCUUUGAUAUGCCUCUAGCACAACAGAUAUAUAUUUGUUUCAAAAUGAUCUUUUAGUAUAAAAUAUAUAUAUCCUACCAA
Molecule: messenger RNA, 1129 nt
Organism: Cucurbita maxima (winter squash)
Lineage: Eukaryota; Viridiplantae; Streptophyta; Magnoliopsida; Cucurbitales; Cucurbitaceae
Product: E3 ubiquitin-protein ligase RHA1B-like
Exons: 1
Coding region: 291-782 (163 amino acids)
Biological process (GO): protein ubiquitination
Molecular function (GO): ubiquitin protein ligase activity
Source: RefSeq, a predicted model, not a curated record